ACUUCCCAGAAGCCACGUUCGAAUUACCCAAACUCUUUCGUCACGACUUCUUCUCCCCCUCUCCCCCUCGCAUUGUCUUGUACCGUCGUCAUCAUGGUUAAUUGGAAACUCUCAUCUCUGCUAUUGCUAUCUCUGCGCGCCCUCAGCGUCUCCGCAAAACCCGAGGCUGAGAAGGUUCAAGAGGUCUCAGAAGAGCCGCAAACCCCCAAUCUCAAUGUCGCCAUCUCUGUCUCGUUCCCACAGGCCGAGAUUUUUGGCGUCAAGCUUGUCAAUGGCCUCGCUACAGAGGCCCGCCUGUCCGUCGUAAAUAACGAGCCAACUCCUAUUGGCGUCACUCUGGUUGGUGGCUCGCUACUCAAGGAGAAUGCCGGAGAGUCGCACGUCGUUCGCAACCUUACUGCGAAGCGCUACUCGAUCCAAGUUCCUGCCGGCGCCAAUGAGACAGUUCCCUACAGCUUUACGACUGAGCUUCAUCCCCAGGAUCUGCGCUUGCAGCUCGUCACUAUCUUGAAGGACAACAAGAACUCACUCUACACCGUCACCGUUCACAACGAGACGGUCAGCGUUGUAGAGGCCCCUACCAGCUUCUUUGACCCCCAAAUUAUAUUCCUCUACCUCGUCGUCCUCGGCGCUUUCAGUGGUACCGUCUACUUUAUUUACAACACCUGGAUUAGCACCUUCUUCCCUCAGAAAAAGGGCCGCGGCAAGGGUGGUGAGCGCGCCAAGAAAUCCUCUGGCGGAUCCAAGACUGUCGACCCCGCCGACCAGGUCGCCGUCGUGGGUGCUGAUGGCCCAGCCGUCACCUCAGGCGCCAAGGCAUACGACGAAAGCUGGAUCCCUGCCUCCCACCUUCAGCGCCCGGAAGCCAAGCGCGUCCGAAGCGGUACCCCCAAAGUGAAGCCGAAGGCUUAG
Messenger RNA from Pyrenophora tritici-repentis Pt-1C-BFP, 912 nucleotides. Its product is annotated as Mating-C multi-domain protein. Gene Ontology annotation, cellular component: endoplasmic reticulum membrane; endoplasmic reticulum. NCBI's taxonomy places the organism in Eukaryota, Fungi, Ascomycota, Dothideomycetes, Pleosporales, Pleosporaceae. The record is from RefSeq and is a predicted model, not a curated record.